AAAUUCUAUGGCACAGUGUGACACACUGUACUUGUGAGUGAAGGACUGAAGAUAUGGAUCCUCAUCAAAAACUGAACCUGAAUGCAACAUCAUGCAGGAUCCAAAGUCAAGCAUGAACCUCCAGAUCGAGUCCAAAUCCAGAGUUGUUCACCCACCAGCAGUUGAAGUGUGAAGACCUUUCGGCCAUGCGUAGCAGGCUCUUGGACUUGUUUCUGGUCAAUGUGUUAACAUGUGGGCUGGAGAUAUGCAUGGCUACCGGCACCAUCUACAUCCCCCCCAUGCUCCUGGAGGCUGGAGUGCAGGAGCGCUUCAUGACCAUGGUGCUUGGUGUUGGCCCUGUACUGGGUCUAAUAUUCGUCCCUCCACUCGGUUCAUUGAGCGACAGGUGGCGCAGUCGUUUUGGGCGUCGGCGUCCCUUCAUCUGGGCCCUGUGUGUUGGUGUUCUGCUCAGCCUUGUGUUAAUCCCUCGUGCUUCCCAGAUCACCUCUCUGUUCUCUAAACAGCACCAGUCUGGGUUGGAGAUUCUGUUGUUGGUGUCAUCCAUCUGCGUACUGGAGUUUUGCGGUCAGGCCUGCUUCACCCCUCUGGAGGCACUGGUGUCUGAUCUCUACCCUGGAGAAAAGGAGAGCCGUCAAGCAUUUUCCUUCUAUUCCAUCAUGCUCAGUCUGGGAGGAUGCAUCGGAUAUCUGCUUCCAGCUGUGGACUGGACAGGCCUAGGUGUGUCAUCUUACCUGGGAGGGCAGAAAGCCUUUAUCUACACACUCCUCACAGGGCUAUUCCUCAUAUGCCUCAUGACCACAGUCUUGAUCUCAGAAGAGCCAACAGUCAGAACUGUGACUGAGUCGUCUAGGAGAUCUCAGAGCUGGUACGGCGCAUGCUGUGGGCCGUUCGGUUUGUUCUCCAGAGUGCAGUUGCUGAAGUGUGCCAUGGGUAAUCUGUUGGCAGUCAUGCCCAGACUCUGGUCACUGUACAGUCACAUUCCUAGGGUGAUUGCUAGGCUGUUUGUGGCUGAGCUGUGCAGCUGGAUGGCUCUUAUGACUUUUGUGCUGUUUUACACGGACUUUGUGGGGGAGGGAUUGUAUCAUGGUGUGCCCAGCGCUAAGACAGGCUCUCCGGAGAGACUUCGCUAUGAGGAAGGUGUGCGUAUGGCCAGCCUUGGGCUGUUCUUGCAGUGUGUGACCUCAGUGACCUUCUCAAUACUGAUGGAGAGGAUGGUGGCAUGUGUUGGUGCACGUGUACUCUAUUUGAGUAGCUUGGUACUCCUGGCGUUAAGCAUGGCUGUAAUGACCGUCUCGAAGAAUGUCGUCCUGGUGACUGUGAUGGCGGCCUUGACGGGUUACACCUUCUGUACUCUGCAGAUCCUGCCGUAUACACUCACCUGUCUUUACCACUCAGACAAGCAGGUGUUUUUUUCCAGUAGCAAACUCCUGUCCAGCAAGAGUGGCCUGGUUAGUCAUAAGCAGGUUUCUGCUAUGUUCCCGAGCCCAAACUACUGUUUGAAUGGCCAUGCUGUAGCAGGAAUUGCGAUGACCAAACAACCUGUUUCCUCUUUACUUGUUUCACACGUUUCCCCAGAUGUGGACUCCUUGCACGACUCCUUCCUGCCUCAGAGGGGAAUGUGUCUGGACAUUGCCAUCCUGGACAGUGCAUAUUUCUUGUCGCAGGUCGUACCGUCACUCUUCAUGGGCACCAUCGUGCAGCUUUUCAGCAGCGUCACAGCCUACACAGUGUGCUCUUUGGUUCUUAGCCUGCUUGCCGUCAUUCUUUCCAGCAGGAUUGUCUUCACCAGGCAGGAAAUGGAAAUGUUAAAGUGAUUCAUCAGUGGUCUAACAGUAUCUGUAGCAUUUAAAGCUAUAAAUAUCUGAUAAAGUGCAUGCUGGCCAGAGCAUUGUCAGGUUUACACACAGCUGCCAUGGUAAGAGGUGUGUGUUUAGUAUUUUUAUCUCACUCUGAUGAAAUUCUGAAAAAUCUUAUCCACUUCAAAGAUAAUUCUAGCCACUGUUACGUUCCCCCACCAAGUUCCCAGCAACCUUACCCACUCCUGAGGGAAUCCUAAAGACCUUUACCUUCUUUUAAAGAAACCCACAGCAUCUUG
This is a messenger RNA of Clarias gariepinus (North African catfish), 2095 nucleotides long. RefSeq names its product solute carrier family 45 member 3. Gene Ontology annotation, biological process: transmembrane transport. Gene Ontology annotation, cellular component: membrane. Lineage: Eukaryota; Metazoa; Chordata; Actinopteri; Siluriformes; Clariidae. The transcript is spliced from 6 exons. The coding region runs from base 186 to 1814 and encodes 542 amino acids. The record is from RefSeq and is a predicted model, not a curated record. Gene Ontology annotation, molecular function: sucrose:proton symporter activity.